Molecule: messenger RNA, 672 nt
Organism: Fonsecaea multimorphosa CBS 102226
Lineage: Eukaryota; Fungi; Ascomycota; Eurotiomycetes; Chaetothyriales; Herpotrichiellaceae
Exons: 1
Coding region: 1-672 (223 amino acids)
Source: RefSeq, a predicted model, not a curated record
AUGAGCUGGUGGUGGAAACAGAAGCCUGCCUCGAGCAGUCAUGAUGGCAGAGGAGAUGCUGCCACCACUGUGUCCAUUCCUCAGACUCAGGAGGAGGUCACCAAUGUUUCUGCUGUUCCGCUUCCUGAACCCGUCAAGCGCACCCUUACCCGUGAUGAGCAAAGUGAGCUGGAGUUGAUGGAAUUCCUGAAGGAAAUUCAGGCACAAGCAGAUGUGGACCAAUCUCAGGGAACGAAAUCCAAACCAUCUGCAGCACCAUCGCAGCAAACACCUGGGGCCACAGACAUCUCUCCCGACUCCAUCUAUCCAACCGAGAUCUCUUGCAGGUCUGCCUUCGACUAUGCCAUGUUCUGCCAGAGCUUUGGAGGUCAAUUUGUCAAUGUCUAUCGCUACGGUUCCUUCCGGUCAUGCUCAAAUCACUGGGACGACUUUUGGCUGUGCAUGAAGACCAGGAACUGGAAAAAGGAGGAUCGUGAGAGAGCCAUACAGGAGCAUUAUCGAAAGAAGGCGGUGAAGUGGAAAACUGGCCCGAGCAGUGAAGAUGUCUGGGAGGUGCGACGGGAGCCUGUUAAGGAUCCUUUCUGCGGGAAUUUGGCAGAACUUGAAGCUCAGAUGGCUGAGUACAAGAAGAACAAUCUAGCUGGACCUGGACUUUGGACGCCGACAAAAUGA